AUGGCCGGCUGCGGAGAGGACCUGAAGCUGUUGGGCAUGUGGGCGAGCCCGUUCGUGGUGCGGGUGCAGAUCGCGCUCCGCCUCAAGGGCCUCAGCUACGAGUACAUGGAGGAGGACCUGCAGAACAAGAGCGAGCUGCUCCUGAGGUCCAACCCUGCCCACGGCGGCAAGGUGCCGGUGCUCAUCCACAACGGCAAGCCCGUCUGCGAGUCGUCCGUCAUCCUGCGGUACAUCGACGAGGCCUUCUCCGGCGCCGGGCCCUCCCUCCUCCCCGCCGACGACCCCUACGGCCGAGCCGUCGCUCUCUUCUGGGCCGUUUUCAUCGACGACACGCUGUUGAAGGCGCCGAGCCAGGCGUUGAGAGUCGCGACGGGCGAGGAGAAGGAGGAGGGGAGGAAGAAGGCGGCCGCGGCCAUGGAAACCUUGGAGGGGGUGCUGAGGGAUUCCGAGGCCAAGUUCUUCAGCGGGAGGGACUGCCCUGGUCUCGUCGACGUCAUGCUCGGCGGCCUCCUUGGCUCGAUGCGCGCAUCUCAGGAGAUGGGUAGGCUCCAGACCUUCGACUCGACCACCACCCCGCUCCUGGCCGCUUGGGCGGAGCUCUUCUGCACGCUGGACGCGGUGGCGCCGGUCAUGCCGCGCGUGGAGAGGCUCGUUGAGUAUGCCGAGGCGAUGCAGCAGCCUCGCACCGCCGUGUCCCGCACCACCAGCUGA
Messenger RNA from Triticum turgidum subsp. durum (durum wheat), 711 nucleotides. Lineage: Eukaryota; Viridiplantae; Streptophyta; Magnoliopsida; Poales; Poaceae. The record is from the annotation of a GenBank genome assembly.